GAUUUGCAGAUAACAUGAAAUGACAACAAAACUUUAGAAAAAAAAUCACGUCAAAGCCUUAUAGCUAUCUUAUAGAUAAAAGAAUCGAGUUUGUCUGGAUUUUUUGUUGCAUCACGAAAGAAAGUGUAUGGCUAUAAACUAAAUAAGUUUAUUAAGUGUAGCAGUGGUGCGUGUGUGAGAAGCUACUCUACGACAACAACAAUUUGCUGAGAAGUAAUUCAUAAUUGAAAUAAAAGGAGAGAAGACGAAGAUGACGUCUUUGUGGCGGAUGUUGCUGAUGGCAGCGGUGGCGGUACAAGUAAGCCUCUACCACACAGCGGAGACCCGCCGCCUGCUGCUGGGGGAAGACGGCUUCGCCAGGGUCGACGGCCCAUCGACUUCGCCAGUCUCCGGCAUCACCGUUUCAAGUUGGGUGAACGUCACUGAGUUCCCUGGGGGUGUAGCCCCGUUGGUAACCAUCAUCUCCGAAGACGCUUCCUACCAAAUAGCCUUCUUCCUGAGGCACGAUGGAGCGGGAGUGCUUUGGGGAGGACCAAAGCCUCAACAGCUGUCGCAAGUGGAACAGGUCGAUCGCCAACCGCGAUCAAGAUUCGGAAGCGGAAGGAAACGUAGGAAUGCAAACGAUUAUUCUAUGGGAUUGGGUGACGUAAUUAAUAUCAUGAGCCCAAGAAAAGAACGAUCGAACACUUGGACUCCCAUGAAUUUUGUUGACGUGUCAGAAAUGGGAGUGGCAGACUUAGAGACUUCUGGUAGCGAAACUCAAAAUCACUAUGAAAACUGGUACGAUGUCGGGUAUGAAUUGCAAAUGCAAGAAAGCGCUAACCCUGAACCAAAAAUCAUUACUCAGCCAUCAGGAAAGAAUGAUUUUGUUGUGAUUAACUGGAACGGCCACAAUGCCCCGCCGCUGUCAACUAAUCAGUGGGACCCACUGAAUGAAGAUCCUAAAUCUCCAGACUUCACAAACGUUAACGUUGGAACGAAAAUUUUGCCGCCCGAUAACGAAAAGUUCAUCUGGAGUCAGGAAGACAACACGAAGAACGGUGGCUGGGUAUCACAAGUACAGCCAAUUACCGCCAACGUUCCAAGUUCUACUAUCAUUCAAGAUUUCGUAGCUCUUCACACCACGGAACCAACUACACGAGCCAGACCAUCAAGGCCUUUCAUUCCUGAUCUUCGACGUCCUGGAUCACGCGAUUCUUCUAAAACGGUCAGACCGACUGAUGCUUUCCGUUACAGUCAACGAAAAAGAACUGAAGCCCCGGCCACUGUCGCAAAAAUGGCGAGUACCACAACAAGUACAACAACAAGUCGACCCGUUCAAGUGAAAACCGAAAAGAAAGAAACCGAAUCUCGCGUCCCUCUGUGGGCAAGACUGAAACAAACUUCCGAAGAGGAAUCAGUAGCAUCAGAAAUACCAAUUCUUACAACAACACGUGCGCCUCGGCCCAGAACAACUACCAGAGCUCCCAUCACGCAUGCUACAUCAACUGAAACCUCCAGACCUACCUUUGCCCGAACCACAACGCCUUCUCCUCUUAGGAAAAUCCAAGUUCCAUCAGUGAUUUCUACCAAGCCGCCAACCCCAGCCACGCAACAGCAAACAACAAAGUCAACUUCAACAAAAUCAAAAGAAAGAAAAGCCUACAACAACUUGAAUAGCAAAGGACCUUUCAGCACAAAACAUAAUUCUGAAGGACACCGCCCCAUCACUUCGCACUCACUAGACGAAUUCAAGAAAGUACUGGAAGGGAAGCCGAAGAUUGAAGACAAUGGUAAUAAAGUCGUAGUUUAUUCUAUGCCCAUUACUGACGUUGACGCGUUCAAUAGAAUGUACGAGCAGUACCAAGAAAGCGUAGCAAGGCAAAGUCCCAGAGUCAACCUCCACGCAGUAUAUGAUCUGGCACGAGAAGGGUACGACCAUCCAGCGCUCAAUGAAGAAGAAACAAACCAAAAUAGACUAGAGCAAAUUCCCGAGCCAUUACCGGUUCUAACCUAUAAAGAAGAACCACUACGUUUUGCUGAGUCGGAACCAGCUCCAAUAAUCAUCAAGGAAACUGACAUUGAGGAGCCAGUGCUUGCUAUAGAAGAAAUUGUUCCAGAAUACGAAGAAACCGAUUUCCCACCGUCUGAACUCGGACAGAUUGGUGGCGCCAUUGCGGGUGACUUCGCAUACUAUCCAUACGAGGAGGCAACGCCACAGCCGCAAGUAUUAAAAAAAGAGAGGCCUCAACGAACCAAAACCCGUUUCGAAAUGAGAGUUCCAGCAGGACCCAGAGACGAACUAUUGGCCGGACUACGAUUCCGUCCUACAGUAUACGAGACAGCUAUGCCUGUACAGCAAGAUAUUAGUGGACAACAAGAAUCGUUUUACCAAGAGCCAUCACGGAUUUCACACGAACAGCUGCCACCUGAAUACAGCGAAAAAUCAGAAUCCAAAAACAGAUUUGCCCCGGAGAGACCCGCCCAAAUCCAGAAGACACGAGUAGUCCAAGAAGUUCAGAACAUUCCAAAAAAUAUCCGUUCAGAGCUAAUCCCGCCUCAGUCGCUGCCUAUGCCCAUCCAUAACGAAGAACAGGUAAGAAAUGCCGCUGCUUUCAUUGAGCGAAAUAAUAACGUCCCAGCUUUGCAAGAGAUCAGAACAACCGAAGGGACACCGACCCCGAUUAAAAUCAACGCAGUGCCAAUUUUCGCAGAAGAUGACGUGGACAUAGUGACGGAAGUUCCGUUGAACGUAAAUUUCCGGAAAAUGCCAUACAACUUUGAUUUAAAUACAUGGUAUCACUUGGCUUUCACAUGGAGUAGCCAAGACCAUGUACUCAGCAUCUACAUCAACGGCCAACUAGCAGGUAUUCUCGAGAAUACCAUCCCUGAUGUGCAGGCUCUUCCAACCAACGGAAUGAUGCUUCUUGGUAAAACUUUACUACCAAGCCUCACGGGCUUUGAUCCUACAUCGCACGUCACGGGAGAAAUGAGCAACUUCGUGGUUUGGGGCAGCGCGCUAUCGCCGAUGGAAAUUAAUAACGUGUUCAGUUGCGGAGAGCCUCCGAUACAUCCCGUGCUUUUGGCCUGGAACUCAACACCAUUAAGAGUGUACAACGACGCUGUCCUGCAGCAGGCGCCGCCAAUAUGCGGGAUAUCUUCCUAAUUACUGUCUCCAGAUAAAAGAAACAACCACUAUUACGGCGGUUUGAGAGCUGCAGCUAUAGAGGGUCGAGCUCAUUUAGCCUAAUACGGUUCUCUUUCGUCAUAGGAGAAUAUUGGCCCUUUUUACUGUGAUAAAUUAUGUCCGAUAACAUGCGCAAACUAUUCUCAUAAAAUCCGCAAUCGUAUCAACUUCAUGGCAAAAGUAGCUUCUGUUUAAAAACUUAUCAAAACUUCAAUUCUAAAUGCCGGUUCAGCUGAGGAGAAAGCCUUUUCUUACUCAUAAUUUUGUAGGAACAAAAAGCUGCACUCAUUCUUGCGUGUUGUUGUUACAUGUGUAGCAAGGGUCCAUGACAUGUUGGGCACAUGUUAACAGAAAUAAAUAAGUAACCUUAGGUGUUCAUGACAUGUUAAAAAGGAUAGAAAUUAAUAAAUGUUGAAUGGAUAAAUUUCAUACCAGGACCGUUAUUGUCUACGGCUGCUAUUCCAUGUCUUUUUUUAAGUUUCGGAGUUGGUAAAUGUUUAACUAUGGCGGCAUAUCAGAGGGAGAGAAAUCACCUAAAUGUAGUACCGAAAUAAGAGUACGAUUUUUCAGCUUGUGAAAGAUAUUAGAAGAGGCAGGGAAAUUCUUUAAUGAAGGUCACUGCAAAAUCUGCAGAUUCCUCCGAGUUAGCUUCCAUAGUAAUGGUUAGCUUCCUUUGAAAACCUCUUCUGGCAAAUGUGUCUUCUAUACUCAUUAAUCAUCCAAUCUUAUCAUCACAUCUGACCAGAACAAAUUCAAGCAUUUAAUUCGAACUAUAAAUUAAAUUUGUCUAAUUUUCGAAAUUAAUUCAAACUUUACAGUA
Messenger RNA from Hyalella azteca, 3986 nucleotides. RefSeq lists its product as uncharacterized. The record is from RefSeq and is a predicted model, not a curated record. The transcript has 2 exons. The coding region runs from base 251 to 3145 and encodes 964 amino acids. NCBI's taxonomy places the organism in Eukaryota, Metazoa, Arthropoda, Malacostraca, Amphipoda, Hyalellidae.